ACGAAGACCAAUAUAUCAAUUCUGUGUCGACGUCGUGAACCAUACCAGCUGCCAUAUAGUAUACACUGGUAGCGUGGUCAGAUUAGACUCGAGAUGGCUGAGAGGAAAAGUCAAGCCCUUCCGCUAAAGGAAGGAUUCGGAGUGUUUGGUAGCGAAUCUGAGGGCGAAGCGGAGGAAAUACUAAUUGAUUCUACGGCACAGCAUGUGUUGAUGCGGGACGGAUUCGACGUGUUUGGUAGUGAAAGCGAAGACGAAUAUGAGGGAAAUUCUGUAACCACACCACAUGGGAAACAGGGAUUGGACAUCGGGCUUGAAGCUCAGGCAACAACAAGCGUCACCUCAAAUAAAUGUCUGCAAAACACGCCGAUAUAUCUAGCCGAUAUGGAUGCAUGGCAUGACAUAACGUCACAACCACUGCAAACAGGACAUUGCAGUUUCAAAAGGAAUAUAGCAACAAUCGGUGGUGGGCGAGCCUUCUAUGCGGCAGACGAUAUCGCCGCGGGUUCUCUUAUAAUGUCUGAACGGCCCAUCCUCGACUGGAGUGUGUGCAAACCUUAUCAAAGAGGCGGAGAACGAAUGGACGCCGUAGCGGUGCGCGAGUUGUUAACGGGCACCUAUACUCCUUCUGUGGCUGUCGAUGACACAAACAGUCUCAACGAAGCAAUCGAGAAAAAACUGGGGCAGUUGGCAUUGUUAUGCCCUGUGUCCCUGGAGGCGUGCGAUGUCGCCCCUGAGGUAUUGGCUGAAUUCCGAGCCAGCAAUGGGGAGUUGCUAGCAGGUAUACAGAAAAUGGUACGAAACACAUACGAGGACCAAGGCGUGCCUUUGCCCAACUGUGUGCGCAACCUGAUAGACGAUGAGUACCAGUCGAAUGAGGAAGGACUGAACGGUACCGAUGCCUUGACCCGUAUGCUCCUGGCGCUGCAGUUUAACGGCUUUGCGAGUGGACUGUAUCUUCACCUGUCCAUCGUCAACCACUCGUGCAACCCCAACUGUGUAAAGACCUCGGGCCUACAACUCCCUGAGGAUAACGCGUCAGCUUGGGGCUACUCCGAAAUUCGGGCGGCUCGUGAUAUUCGGAAGGGAGAAGAAUUGGUCAUAUCUUACUUGCAACCUCAAGAACAAAGCACACCGCGGCGGCAGAAGCAACUGCGGCACGCCUUUCAUUUCGAGUGCGUGUGCGAUUGGUGUUUGCCGUGCGCAUGUCCUGACGAUUUAGACUACCACACCCUCAUCCAUACUCAAGGUGAUGUGUCAGACAGUGAUAUGCUACAGCUAGAAGACAGCAUAGAACACCUGGAGUCUGAGUACCGCGAGGCGACCAGUCCUGCAGCCAAGCUGGAUAUUGCCGAACAACUUCUGGAGAUCGAAAGCAGCGCAACCUACGAACACUUACCCGAGUACCACAUCGUGCGUGUUCGCUUCGAGAACUUGAGGAGUGAAGUCCUUCAACAAGUAUUGGGCUCUCCAGGCGAUACAAGUCCGCCAGAGUCUCUGAUGUGGUCCCUAGUCAACAAAUUGACGAUACAACGGCUCUAUCUGGCUGAACACGACCAACGACUUGCCGAUACUCUCCUCGCGCUGUCUUCCAGCGCCAACCAACUCCUGGUGUCGCAUCCAGAGGUCGCUACAACCGCGUUCAGGAGCUUGAACAUACCGGAUACACAAGGGAUGAGGUCGUACAUAAGGGCCAUUGACAAAGAGUGGGGUGUUAUAAAUAAGGCCAAUAAGGCGAAUCAGCGAUGCGACCCAAUUGCCGACAAAAAGGUCUUAGCGGCACAACACGUGGACAGGGUUGGGUUCGAUGAAUAA
This is a messenger RNA of Sphaeroforma arctica JP610, 1812 nucleotides long. RefSeq lists its product as hypothetical. The transcript has 12 exons. The record is from RefSeq and is a predicted model, not a curated record. Lineage: Eukaryota; Ichthyosporea; Ichthyophonida. Gene Ontology annotation, molecular function: protein binding. Gene Ontology annotation, cellular component: nucleus. The coding region runs from base 94 to 1812 and encodes 572 amino acids.